AUGACCACCAACCUUGAUGCUGCGAAGGAGCUCUACGUGCUGUUCAGCGCUGGAGACUUCGACGGAAUGGCGGCCCGCGUUACGGACGACACCGAGUGGUACCUCUGUACGGGAGCCCCCUACGGCGGGUACCUCCACGGGAAGCAGGAGAUGCUGACCUGGAUGAGGGAGAAGCUCACCCUCGCGUUCACCCGCUUCGAGCCGACUCGCUACUUCGUCGACGGCGACGAAGUGGUAGCCUUCGUCAGCUGCGAGGCCACUGUCCCUUCCACCGGCAAAUCAUUCGCCCUCGAGCUCGUGCACCGCAUGCGCUUUGUGGACGGCAAGCUGUCGUACAUGUUCGAGUUCAACCACGACGCCCGCCUGGUCGCCGCCGCUUUCGAGCCCUAA
This is a messenger RNA of Acanthamoeba castellanii str. Neff, 390 nucleotides long. RefSeq lists its product as uncharacterized. NCBI's taxonomy places the organism in Eukaryota, Discosea, Longamoebia, Acanthamoebidae. The record is from RefSeq and is a predicted model, not a curated record. Bases 1 to 390 code for a protein of 129 amino acids. The transcript has a single exon.